CAACAAUCUUACCUCUCCAACAACUAUUACACCUUACUCCAAAAUCAACUCUUUGAGACAGACCUCCAUUCACAAUGAAGUUCACCACCGCCAUUGCCCUCGCCAUGACUCUCGUCGGCGCCAACGCUACGCCCACUGAGGUUCACGACCGAGCUGCUCAAGCAUGCAGCUGCUCUCAUAACAACGACGCUGGCCGCUGGGGUACUGACGGUACCCCCGCCACUGCCAUCAGCAACCUCUGCCAGCAGGGAGGUGGUUGCGCCACCGGUAACGGAGGUGGCCAACUUUGCAUCUCUGGCGAUUUCGGACAAUGCGGUUGCGCAGUCAACUUUGCCAACCAGCAGCAGAGCCAGCACGGCGAUUGGUUCCUCUGGUCUAGUAUUACUUGCGGUGGAAUGUCCAUCACCAUGACAGCUUAGACGGCUUGAGAAGCACCGAGCCAUCCAUGGCAACCAGCCAUGGGUAAGCUAAACGAUAGCUGCCGGGGGGGAGUAUAUGCCGAGAGGGGGAGGGGGGAUAUAGUAGGCAUAGUCUAGAUGAGACUGCAAUAAAUUGGAGCUGAAAACCAC
Messenger RNA from Trichoderma harzianum CBS 226.95, 569 nucleotides. RefSeq lists its product as hypothetical. The record is from RefSeq and is a predicted model, not a curated record. The coding region runs from base 75 to 419 and encodes 114 amino acids. NCBI's taxonomy places the organism in Eukaryota, Fungi, Ascomycota, Sordariomycetes, Hypocreales, Hypocreaceae. The transcript has a single exon.